Molecule: messenger RNA, 1232 nt
Organism: Branchiostoma belcheri (Belcher's lancelet)
Lineage: Eukaryota; Metazoa; Chordata; Leptocardii; Amphioxiformes; Branchiostomatidae
Product: LYR motif-containing protein 9
Exons: 3
Coding region: 141-389 (82 amino acids)
Source: RefSeq, a predicted model, not a curated record
UGAAUGUUGAUGUUUGGCAAAAGCGCGUGGAUUUGUUUACACCUCUAACCUUUGACCUAACGUUACAUGUAGCUCUUGUCGUCUGCUGUGCCCGCGCGUUGUCCCACAAGACUGGCUUUUUACUUGGUUUGUGGUUUAAAAUGGUUCCAAUUGUGGGGCAGAUUGCAAAGUCUGCCGUCACCACGCCCCGUCUUCUCUACCGGUACCUGUUCAGGUGUUGUGACAGACUGCCGGAAGGUGCAAAAGAUCACUACAAACACCAUGUUAGACAGGGGUUUAACAGCCAUACAGACGAGACUGAUCCUGAGAGAAUUCAGCAGAUCAUUAGGAAAGCUGUAGAGGAUGCAGAUUGGAUCCUUAACAAGUAUAAUGUCGAAACCAGUUCUUGAGGAUCAUGGAUACCAGUACUUGAUUGCUGGUGGACUUUUCAGGGUGUAACUGAGGAAGCUAGUAACUGAUUGGACAAGCCUAGAUGACUUCAGCUGCUGCAAACCUUGUUGGGCCAAACUGAAGUAAUGAUGUGGAUAACAUCCUCCGAGCACCCCAAAACUGAUGCGAGCAUUUGAAAUAAAAAGUACAUGUAUACCAAACAAUAAAUUGCUUAUUUUUGUUCUAAAUGACUUUGGAAGACUUGGUGGUGCAAGCAAGAGGUAAUACAAAGCCUGCUUUCCUUCCUCUGGUAUCUUUUUCUUUCUUUUCAACCUCUUCAAGUACCUAAAGAAGCAGUCUGGUCCCAAAUAGUAGUUAUGUCUAUCCUGUAGUUAUUUUGGUUGUUUCAAGCUCUGCUGCUAGAUGUAUUCAUUCAUUCAUGAAAAAUAAAUGUGUGAUAUAGCUAGAAUUAGACUUAGGUUGUUAUAAUGAUAUGUAGGUGUGUAAUGCAUUUGUCUUCAAGUUACACAUGUAAAUUGAUGGCCAUAGUCAUAUUUCUAGGAAAAAAAUAUCUACAUCUGUACAGUUUUAUAUUGUUUGUUGUGUUCGUGCAUAUGAAUGUAUGCAUGUACUACAGUUCUAUGAAUAUGUAAUAUACAUGUACUAGUAGCUUAACAAAAGCCCAAAUUUGUAAUCUGAUGUAUGUAGUAUCAACUACAUUUUUGUACUAGUACAUGUGUAUACGUUUAUGUAUAUCAAAGUCAAAUAUACAUUGCUACAAAUUACAGUGUACAUUUCUGUACUUGCAUAUUGGUCACAUUUUGUUUACUGUUUCCCCGUCUUAUGGAGAAAUACAUUUGAUG